GACUUGACACUUCCCUUGGUCGCCAUCAAUGUUCUGCCACGGCCACGCCUCCCGAGCAUCACCGAAACAGCCUGUCCCAUCGUCCUUGAGCCCGCUGCUUCGUCCGGGCUGAUUGCUCCUCAUCGCCACCAACAUCUCCCGCCUCAUGUCGCAGUCGCUGCUACAAUCUCGCCACUCGUCGCCGCAUGCCGCCCACGCCAAACCGCUGCUGGCGCGCCGGCCCCGACUAAUUCGCGCCGCUGCCACGGCUCCAUCGCUCCAAACCGCCAUCAUCUCGCAAGAAACUCACUACAGCCAGAGUUCAACUCGAGCCGCCGUCCUCCUAUCACAGGUGGCCACAGCCGGAGUCUCGCGGCAGACCCGUGGCACCAGCAUUGCCAGUCUCGACAGCGUCUCCUCCCACCACGACCGAGUCGUUGCUGCCAAAGAGCCAUGUUCAGCAAACAGUGA
Molecule: messenger RNA, 450 nt
Organism: Blumeria graminis f. sp. triticale
Lineage: Eukaryota; Fungi; Ascomycota; Leotiomycetes; Helotiales; Erysiphaceae
Source: the annotation of a GenBank genome assembly